GAUGGUGAUGAAAGGCGGACUAAUUACCUAAAAACAAAAUUGUACUAUAACAGCCAAUAACAAUUAACUGAUGUAAAUAUGAUGAAUAUUAUUCUAUUAUUGGACUCAUUGGGGUGAGUGGACAGGAAUUGAUCAAAGGUCUAGAAUCCUGCAUCUGUGCUUUUCAAGUCAAAUGAAAUGUACUAAUGCAUAAGACCAGAAACAGUGCAAGAAAUCAAAAUAAAAUACUACCCACUUAAUAAAUAAAUAAAAAAAAAAUCAAGAGAGAAAAAGCCUCGUAAAAAAUUCAAUGAACUCCUAACCAGCGACACUGUUUUUUAUCACCUUGAAUCAACUUUGCCUCGGCCAUGGCCCUGGACAUUCUACAAGACAUCUUCUUAAUCUCCAUAACUCUAGUAUUCCAAGUCUCUUGCCAUGAGGAGAGUUUCAGUUCUUUCACUCCACCAACUUGUCUGAACGAGUCGGUCAAAGACCAGAUACUUAGGCUGGCAAAUGAUCAUGAAACAGUGGACUGGAUGAAGCAGAUAAGGAGGAAAAUACACGAGUACCCUGAACUUGCAUAUGAAGAAGUUGAGACUGGUGAGCUUAUUAGGCAUGAACUUGAUCUGCUUGGUGUUCCUUACCGAUGGCCUGUGGCUACAACUGGUGUGGUGGCUACAAUUGGGUCUGGUUCUCCACCUUUUGUUGCUUUAAGAGCUGAUAUGGAUGCUUUACCUAUUCAGGAAUUGGUGGAAUGGGAGCAUAAAAGCAAAGUAGAUGGCAAAAUGCAUGCCUGUGGCCACGAUGCCCAUGUUGCCAUGCUGCUUGGAGCAGCAAAGAUACUGCAAAAAUUGCGAUGCGCGUUACAGGGAACCGUAGUUCUAAUUUUUCAACCAGCUGAGGAACGGGGUGAAGGAGCUAAAGACAUGAUCAAAGAGGCGGUGCUUGAAAAUGUAAAGGCCAUUUUUGGGUUGCAUCUGGUGCAUGGAUAUCCAGCUGGUGUUGUUGCCACACGACCUCAGGAAUUUCUAGCAGGGUGUGGGAGCUUUAAAGCCACAAUUAUUGGAAAAGGAGGUCAUGCUGCAAUUCCCCAACACACCAUUGAUCCAAUUUUAGCAGCUUCAACAGCAGUAAUAAGCCUACAAAAUAUAGUUUCAAGGGAAACAGACCCUUUAGAUUCUCAGGUGGUCUCAGUAGCAAUGAUUCGUGGUGGAACCGCAUUCAAUGUCAUCCCAGACUCAACAACGAUAGCUGGAACUUUCAGAGCUUUCAGAAAGAAGAGCUUCAAUGCACUCAGAGACAGAAUAGAAGAGGUAAUUAAAGCUCAGGCAGCUGUACAUCGGUGCUCUGCUAAGAUCGACUUCUCAGGAAAGGAUCAUCCGAUGAUUCCUCCAACUGUCAAUGAUGAAAAAGUAUAUGAACAUGUAAUGCGUGUGUCCAGGGAGAUAGUAGGAGAAGAAAACACAAAACUAGCUCCGACUUUCAUGGGGAGCGAAGACUUUGCUUUCUACUUAGACAAGGUUCCUGGAUCGUUCCUCUUUUUAGGCAUUACCAAUGACAAAACUGGAGCCAUACAUCCUCCACAUAGUCCUUAUUUCACCAUUGAUGAGGAUGUGUUUCCCAUUGGGGCAGCAAUUCAUGCAGCAUUUGCACUUUCAUUUCUCUCGAAUUCUGCAACAAGUUCAAUUUGAUUCCUAUUGCUAAAUUGUUUUAGUACCGAUCGUUCUAUUCCUUCUAAUCUA
Molecule: messenger RNA, 1721 nt
Organism: Durio zibethinus
Lineage: Eukaryota; Viridiplantae; Streptophyta; Magnoliopsida; Malvales; Malvaceae
Product: IAA-amino acid hydrolase ILR1-like 1
Biological process (GO): auxin metabolic process
Cellular component (GO): endoplasmic reticulum
Molecular function (GO): IAA-Ala conjugate hydrolase activity
Source: RefSeq, a predicted model, not a curated record